Molecule: messenger RNA, 384 nt
Organism: Lathyrus oleraceus (garden pea)
Lineage: Eukaryota; Viridiplantae; Streptophyta; Magnoliopsida; Fabales; Fabaceae
Exons: 1
Coding region: 1-384 (127 amino acids)
Source: RefSeq, a predicted model, not a curated record
AUGGAAUUUAUGAGAAAUUACUUUCCUGAGGAUGUUCGUGGGAACAAGGAGAUUGAGUUUCUAGAGAUGAUGCAAGACAACUUGUCGAUUACUGAGUAUGCUGCCAUAUUUGUGGAACUUGCUAAGUUCUACCCUCAUUAUAGUGAGGAGACUAUUGAAUUCUCGAAAUGUAUCGAAUUCGAGAAUGGUUUACAUUCUAAAAUUCAGCAGGCGAUUGGAUACCAACAGAUCAGGAGGUUUCCAGAGUUUGUGAACAACUGUAGAAUUUAUGAGGAUGAUAUUAAGCCUCAAUCGACUCACUAUAAGGGGCUGAGCAAGAGAAGAGGAAAGAAGAAUCUGAAUAGUGGGAAGCCAUAUAGUAAUCCAGUUGAUAAAGGUAAAUAA